AUGGCGCCCCGUGAUCGCCAUCCGCAUUUCCCCUCCGAACCGGAAACUGCGCCUGAGGCCAAGGAGGAAACUGGAGAAUGGGAAAGAGCAUCUACUGUGAAGCCAGACGACGAUGCUCAGCAACAAGCCGAGCAUGUCGGGAGCACAUUGCCUGAACAGAAGGCCGAAAAGGACGCCGAAGACGAACCAGAACCCGAGACUUUUGACAAGAUCGAAAUCACCGAAGACGACUGCUACAGCGAACUGGGCUACGCUUAUCCCGAGUGGAAGAAAUGGAUGAUCCUCACCGUAAUCUUCCUGGUCCAACUAUCCAUGAACUUCAACACUAGCCUCUACUCCAACGGCCUGAAAGGUAUUUCGCAGGAGUACCACGUCAGCGAGCAAGCUGCACGAUGUGGUGCCAUGAUCUUCUUGGUGCUCUAUGCCUUUGGCUGUGAAUUGUGGGCGCCCUGGAGCGAGGAACUCGGUCGAUGGCCCAUUCUUCAGCUCUCGUUGACUCUUGUCAAUAUUUGGCAGCUCCCCGUCGCCUUGGCCCCCAACUUCGCAUCCAUCAUGGUGGGAAGAGCUCUUGGUGGUCUCAGUUCUGCUGGAGGCUCGGUGACCCUGGGAAUGAUCGCCGAUCUGUGGGAUGCUGAUAAACAGCAAUUCGCCGUCGCUUAUGUGGUCUUCUCCUCUGUCUUCGGUUCCGUGCUUGGGCCCAUAGUCGGCGGCUUCGUUGAACAAUAUGUCAGCAGCUGGAGGUGGACGAUCUGGAUCCAACUCAUCUUCGGCGGCUUUGUCCAGGCCUGUCAUUUCUUCCUGGUCCCGGAAACACGUUCGACCAUCAUUAUGGAUCGAGUUGCAAAGAGAAGACGCAAAGCGAACGGUGAAAAUAUCUGGGGCCCGAACGAGCUCGAGCCAUUCAGUGACCGCUUCUCCGUCAAAGAAAUCCUUAUCACCUGGAUCCGGCCGUUCAAGAUGUUCCUGACAGAGCCCAUUGUGCUCACACUAUCGCUACUCAGCGGUUUCAGCGACGCACUCAUCUUCAUGUUCAUUCAAUCUUUCUCCCUGGUGUACGCGCAAUGGAACUUUGCUGUGUUCGCAGUUGGUUUGGCCUUUCUGCCCCUGGGGAUUGGAUAUGUUAUUGCGUGGAUCUCGUUCAUUCCAGCCAUCAAGCGCAAUAUCCACGAGAGAGAGUCCAAGCCCGGCAACGAGAAAGCUCAGUACGAAUCACGGCUCUGGUGGCUGCUCUGGACCGCACCUUGCCUGCCGAUUGGCUUAUUUGGAUUUGCCUGGACAAUCCAAGGACCUCCAAUUCACUGGAUCGGCUCUAUGAUCUUCGCUGCUCUUGUUGGUAUCGCAAACUAUUCCAUCUACAUGGCUACCAUUGACUAUAUGAUAUGCGCCUAUGGUCCAUACUCUGCAUCUGCCACCGGCGGUAAUGGAUGGUCCAGAGAUUUCCUGGCAGGCGUACUUACUGUUCCGGCUACACCAUUCUUUACAAAUAUCGGAGGGCGCCGUCAUCUCAACUACGCUUGCACCAUUCUCGCCUGCAUUUCCACCCUCCUCGUCCUGGCCGUCUACGUCAUCUACUACUAUGGUCCCACCCUUCGGAAGCGAUCACCCUUCGCGCAAUCCCUUGCAGAUGCACGCGCCGAUAACGAAGGUCGCCGCCUGUCGUACUUGAAUUCUGCUUCUGGCACCUCGGGUUCUAGGAGACUCUCGAGGACGAGUACGGGCGCGUCGAGAGAAGCGAAUUCAAGGAGGACAAGUCAGGCCGACUUUGUCAGAAGGCAGAGUAUGCCGAGAAUGGGGAGCGGGAUGGUAAGAUAG
Fonsecaea multimorphosa CBS 102226 is the source of this 1812-nucleotide messenger RNA. RefSeq lists its product as uncharacterized. Gene Ontology annotation, molecular function: transmembrane transporter activity. Gene Ontology annotation, biological process: transmembrane transport. The coding region runs from base 1 to 1812 and encodes 603 amino acids. The record is from RefSeq and is a predicted model, not a curated record. The transcript has 3 exons. Lineage: Eukaryota; Fungi; Ascomycota; Eurotiomycetes; Chaetothyriales; Herpotrichiellaceae.